AUGCCUCCUUAUCCAGUGAUGAGAGUUUCACCUAGGAGAGAGCUGAAGGCUGAGAAUCACAAGAGAGGGCAUAGCCUUGAGAGUGGGAUUGUUUAUCGACACAAGGAAGAUGAUCUUGCUCUGUUCAAUGAGGUGCGGAGCAAAGAAAGAGAUGAUUUCUUGCUUCAGUCGAAUGACAACUUUGACGACUUCUUCUCGAUAAACUUGAGAGGCUUAUCCGUUUAUAAGCUUGGAGGAUCCACUCCUGCUCAAGAAGAAAGUAGCGACCUGCUCAAUGCGGACCGUGAUAAAAAUGACUAUGACUGGUUGAUAACUCCUCCAGAAACACCUCUGUUUCGAUCUCUGGAUGAUGAGGCACAACCAGUUAAACCUGCACGUAGGGGCAGGCCCAGGAGAGAACCUAUUUCAGUCACACGAUCACCCACGAUGGAGAAAGAUUACAAAAGAGGUAGAGGCAAUGCAAGUCCUCAUCGCCUCAGCCCAUCGCCACGGUCUGGAAACAAUACAUUGCAAUCUAGAAGUAGGCCAGUUUUUGCCACUUGUUCAAGCCCACCUCCUACGAUGCAGCAUCAUUCUCCAACGAGGAGAUUGUCCCAUUCACCAACUAAAGCAACAUUUGCCCCAAGAUCUAGUUCGCCAACGCCUAGGAGGACAAAUACUGGUUCUACUGGCACUUCUGCCCCAUCAAGAGUGACAGGAUCAUUUCCUAUCAAGACAAAUCGAGGGAACUCUACUUUACCAAAGAUAAGGGCGUGGCAAAGUAACAUUCCUGGAUUUUCCUUAGAGGCGCCUCCUAAUCUUUGUACCUCACUGGAAGAUAGACCAGCAUCAUCAGUGAGAAGUGCCUCCCCGGCAUCUAAAACUAGCUCCAGAUAUGGCAGGCAAUCGAUGUCUCCAACUACCUCCAGGAGUGUUGCUUCAUCACACAGUCACAAUCAUGAUUUAUUUAGUCCCUAUAGUAAAGAUUCAGUUGCAUCAUCAGGCGAUGAUGAUAUAGACAUGCUACAACCCACUCCUCUCUGCAGCUCAGAUAAAUCAGCUCCAAGAAACUUAGGUGCUCAUCCUAGUGACAACGUCAGGAGCUUUUCCAAAAAAUCGAUGAAAAAACUAUCAAGUUCUGCUCCUAAAAGAUCCUUUGAUUUGGUCGGCCAAAUGGAUCACAGUGACCCUCACAAUAUGUUUAAGCCUCUGUUGUCCAGUGUCCCCGGUUCGACAUUCCAUGUAGGAAAAGUAAGCACACAUCAAUGUUCUCUGGUGUCCAUAAAUUCUUAUAUGACAAUUAACAGUAGUGCCAGUUGUGAUCAAGCUGCAAGUGGAGCCCAUGAGAUUGAAGGUAGUGAGCUAAAUCUGGAUGAUGUAAUGAGUGACUGUGUGAGGGGAAAUCAUCCAGUUAUUGACAAUGAAUUAUUUGUCAUGGAGCAUGGUAAUGAUAUAAAUGAAGAUAUCGAGAAUAGAAUCAUGGACGACUUACUUGGUAGUCAGCAUCGUGAAAAUGAUGCCCCGCUUAUAGUUGUCUCUACAUUGGAUGCUGGAAACAAUAAUGAAUUUGAUUGUCGGGAUGCUAAUGGUUCUCCAGAUACAGUAACAUGCUCAAAGUGUGGUCAUGUGUUCCACUCAGCUGAAGUAGUAAUGGAAAGAGAUCGACAACUUUGUCUGGAGUGCAAAUGUUUGGAAGUACGUUCAACUAUAACUGAUCCAUCAAACAUGGUAAUGGUUGGUCAGAACGAUACUCAUGAUGAUGUUCAAAUUAUAGAACAUGGAUCGCAAGAGGUCUUGGACAAAUUUGCAUCAACAUCAGGAUAUCUAGAACGUAGUUGUACUGGUCCGACAGAGAAAAAUAAUCUCGACUCUCAAAAUUAUUACAAUGGCACAAGCCAAAGUCCUUCUGUAGAGCUAUUUGAGGAAGGGGGGCCUUUUUUAGCUAGCGAGAAAAUGAUAAAGCAAUUGAUAAAUGGCCACAAUGGUUAUGAGGUUAACUCAAGCUCAAGGCUCACUGUUUCGGAUUGUGCAGGAAUAUCUUUGUUGCUGAAGAGAUCAAGCAGCAUUGAAAGACAUAUUGUGCAAAACAAGAGUUUCACAGCAAGUACUACCAGCUAUGAUGAUUUCUCCUAUGUGCCGAACAGUUUAAAUAGCAUGAGGAGCUCCACUGGGCACACCGAUGCUUCAGUAUCAUCAUUAAUUGAUCUAGGGUCCUCUAGGCAGACAAAGUUUCGUAAUUCUCGGCAAUCAAGUGGUCAUAGAUCAGAUACAAAAAAAUUUCGAUAUGAGAUGCCUUCCAAACUCAAAAGGUUUGUCUCAUCCAUGUCAAGUGCUUCGGGCCAUAUGUUUCAGGACCGAAGUGCCAUACCAAGUUGUCAUGAAGAUGGUUUUGAGGAAACAUGUGUAGAUCUUCGCGAACAAUCACUGACUUCUGAAUUUAUAGAAGCAGAAAGCACUUGCAGUGAUAUUGAGAGCAACAAUGUCUCAAAAACCACCACAGAACAGUCAAGUCAUUUGAUGGAUGACCAUUCAGAAGAGACUUCAGUCGAUUCAAUAUUAAUUUCUCGAAAGCCAGGAUCACAUGAGAACAAGGACAACUUGAUGAGCAAUUUCCAUAAUCUGUCAAUUAAGGAAAUGUCAUCCGUACAUUUGCGAACUUCUAAUCAAGUAGAUGAUGCCUCACCAAAUUCAUGUGUAGACAUGGUGGAUGCUGCAGAAGUUCGAUAUCUAAGUUCUUUGAACGCAAUAUCAGAAAAUAAAAUAGAGAAUGAUGAUUCUGCAUAUUAUGGUUCACAUUCCGAUGUCGAUUCCCCUAUUUCAAAAGGUUGCACUGGUGUCCACCAUGCUAGUGCUGUAAGAGCUACUGCCAAGGAAUUUGAAAUCUCACAUCAUGCAUAUGUUCUAGAAGAAUCGCAUAUUCUCUUAGAAGACACGGGUCAGGUAAAGGCGAAAACCCUGACCCUAGAAGAAGCAGCAGACGCGAUCCUUUUCUGCAGCUCCAUAAUCCACAAUCUAGCUUAUGAAGCUGCAAAUUUUGCAAUAGAUAGAGAGGCCUUACAAGCGGAAGCUCUGCGACCAGCAGUAGCGCUUGUGGGCAAAUCUAACUUUGAAAGAGAGGAUGCAUGUUCGGGGAAGCGUAGUUCCAGGUCCCAAAAAGCUCGAAAACAAAGCCAGGAAAUAGAAACUACACCUUCUAAUUCCUGCAACUCUGAAACCGACGAGAAGUCUAGCCCAUGUGUUGUUGGCAUUUCUGACGAUGGAGCUCUGGAUAAUGGCGACAGCACAAAGCCUCCCAAGCUAGAAUCCAAGUGCAAUUGUUUGAUCAUGUAA
This is a messenger RNA of Salvia miltiorrhiza (redroot sage), 3309 nucleotides long. RefSeq lists its product as uncharacterized. Gene Ontology annotation, cellular component: cortical microtubule. The transcript has 6 exons. The record is from RefSeq and is a predicted model, not a curated record. Gene Ontology annotation, biological process: cortical microtubule organization. Lineage: Eukaryota; Viridiplantae; Streptophyta; Magnoliopsida; Lamiales; Lamiaceae. The coding region runs from base 1 to 3309 and encodes 1102 amino acids.